Molecule: messenger RNA, 1693 nt
Organism: Hydractinia symbiolongicarpus
Lineage: Eukaryota; Metazoa; Cnidaria; Hydrozoa; Anthoathecata; Hydractiniidae
Exons: 6
Coding region: 678-1433 (251 amino acids)
Cellular component (GO): membrane
Molecular function (GO): G protein-coupled receptor activity
Source: RefSeq, a predicted model, not a curated record
AUUUAUAAACUUAUUCGCUCUGUUUAAUCGCUCAGAACUUUAUCAAUCUACUAUCUAUUGUUUUGUUAGUUAAGUCGCUUAGCAACAGUGAACAAAUAGCAGUAAUUGACAGGAAACAAUAAUUAUAUAAAUUUAUAAAUCUGAACAAAGUUUUCUGACACAAUGAGCAGGUAGUCCAAUCCUAUUCUUACUUUUAUUUUCAAUUUCAUUUGUUUUUGUUUUGUUUUUUCCCUCCGUCGUGGGCGUAUAUUAUAAUUAUUGCGAAAGUCAAUCGAAGUUUGUGUAAAUUAGGCCUAUUCUUUAAGAAUAAGCGAAAAGUCACAAUUUGUUAAGGAUAAUCAAGAAGUGAUUUCAAAAUCCCGAAUAAUGCAUAUUUUAUAAUAAACAACCUUGAGUUCACUUUUCAGGAAAUGAAAGGAAGAGAGGAGAGAAGUUUUAACGCUAAUUUUUUAUCCGAUUGGCCAUGUACAUCUCAAUUAAAACAAAUAACUUGCCGAAGUGCAUUCAUGGUCAGUAUGUUAUUAUGUUAAAUGAUGUCCGGUAACGUAAAUUACGUAGCAAUUACAGUAAUGAGUUGACAUAAAAUAUUACUGAAUAUAUGAAAUGUGGAAUUCUGGUUGUUUUAGUUGAGCUUAUGUAUAAAAGAAUUUAUAAAUGUACGAAAGAUAAAAGAAAAGAUGAAAGCUUCAGUUUUUGAGUUGUCAAUUUUGGUAUUUCUUAUAAAUCAGUGGCUUGUGGAUAGCAUAACUUUUGUAGUACCUCCAGAAAAAUUUCUCAAACACAGAGCAAAGAUGUCAUUGGAUUGUCAUAAAAAGUACAGAUCUUUCAAAGGAGACGCUGGUAAAAAAUACUGUAAAUUUUUUUAUUCAUACGCUGGUCUUUGCUGGCCACCAAUUGAAGUUAAUACCAAUGUAACACUGGAAUGCGACCAAGUCUUCUUCAGUGGUCAAAUAACAAGAAAUUGCUUUCUAAAUAAGAAUGUAUCAGACGAUACCAUUUACACUGGAAAAUGGCAAAAGUUUUCAGAAAGGCAAUACCAUCAACGCUGUAUAAGGAGACCAAUUGAAGUUGUUAAGAAAUAUUUUGAGAAUUAUGCUUUAGAGAAUAAAUUAACCACAAGAGAAAUUCUCGAUGCAUCAAACAAACUACGGGAACAUUAUAUGCGCAUCACAGAAAUGCAGUACUGUAUGUUCUAUAUAGGAAUAACAUUAUGUACGAUCAGUCUCUGUGUUCUGGCGUGGUUAUAUCCAUGGACAGAUAUUCGAAUCAACAUACACCGACAUGUCAUAUUUGCUUUUUUGUGCAAUUACGUUAUUAUUGUUGCCUACCAUCUUUACCUGGAUUCUUCGCGUUCCCAAAACCAAUUAAGGGAGGUAAAAAAAUUGGUCCACGUUUUUUCUUUUUACACGAGCUUAAGAUUACUUUACUACUAAUAGCGGUACAUGUUGAGCGAUCCAACAUAUCCGAUAUAUUUUAUUAGAAAUAGACAAUUCAACUUCAGGAGAUCCAAGAAAUACAAUGAAGAUGAAAGUAGAUGAUCACUUUGAAAUUAUCAACAGCGAUUCACUUUUCUGAAUACUUUCCCUUGCAAUAAUUACUUGAUUAAAUCUGAUUGGUCAAAAUAUUGUUUAAAAUUGUUUAUUCAGGUAACGUUGUAUGAAAUCGACAUAUUAAAUUAUUAAGCGAUUUCAUA